AAUGUUGUACGGAAUUGAGUGCUAAUAACACAGGCAAAUAAAAAAAUACAUACAAUAUAAAAUAAUGAUUUACAUACAUGUGCUGCGCGAAAAAAGAGUGGAUAUAAAAAUAAUAAUAAAAACGCCAAUAGUAGAAACUAACUAAAUUUAUCUCGGUGCUGACGAUAUUUGACAAAACCAUUGUACUGUGUUUUGUGUUAAAUUUUACCGCGCGUAAAAUUCUGAUCUUUCCAUCGACUAUACUCGCGUAAAUUCAAGCAAACUUAUAAAGCACAUCAAAUACAAUAACACAACAAAGCAAAUAGCAAGCCAUUAAAAGAGGGAGGCAUACAAAUAUUAUAUUUGCAACAGAGGAGAUACGAAAGCAUUUCGCAACUGUUCAGAUACGAAAUACUAAACACGAUAAUCGACCAAAAACUCAAAAAAAAAAAAAAACGCUAAGCGUCGAACAUGAAUACAGAAAUAUAAUAAGAGAAUAAUUGUUUCGCAAAAAUAUACAAACUUAAGCGCAAUAAAAUAAAAUAAAACAUACCAAAAUAAACGAAAGGAAAUACAACAAUAAAGAAAUAAAACCUACAACAAACAUUAUUUGCCGCUCAGCAUUUUUUCGGACUUGCGCCUACACAUACAUACAUAAUAUAUGUAUAUGCAUCCGUCUGAAUUGAUUUGUAUCUGAACGCGUGCAUCUCGCCAGUUGAACGUAUCCGCACCAAGUCGCAUAUCAUCGUGAUAACUUCGUCCCCUCCUAACUUGCAAAGCACCCGUUGGCCUUGCUCCAUUGCACUCGCACACAACACAUCCUUUCACUUCGGUUAAAUACACAACAAACUUUCAAUCGAAUAUGAUGCAUCAAAUUUGCCUCAUGCAUCUGCCAUCUCAUUAAAAUAUGGAUUUAGCAGAUCAAAUCGAUGAUUAUAUUUGUUCAUUUGAAGGAAUUGGUGAUUUAACAAUGGACUCAUUAGCAAUGUUCAUAUUUAUUUGGGCCGUAUUGGCCCUCUUCAUAGUAUGGCUGUGUAAAUUUUUAUACAAUAAAUAUGUGGCAAAUAAUAAUAAAACGCCAACAAGUCAGAGUAACAGUCGGCAAAGCAGUGUGGUGCCCAGUGGGGCCAGCACAACGAAAACUGAAGCGAGCAAGCGACUAUCCGAACCGAGAGAAGUAAUGGCAAGCAAAGCAGAUUUUAAGGACUUAGCUGCUAAACCUGCUGGUGCACGUGGUCGCACACCAGUUGGCGGUGCUGUAGGUGGUGUUGUGGGACCCCGACGACGCAUGGUGCGGCAGGGCUCAACCGGCCCAGAGAGCCGUAAAAAACGCUAUGUGCCGCCACCUUCCAAUGUUGUUGGACCUGAAACAAUUUCAGUUACUUGGACCAGUCAAGCGUUCCGUUGGCUUUACAGCGAUUUAGUGAUUGUCAAUGAACUUUUGACGUCUUGGGUUAUAGCCUUAAACGAUACGCUCAAAAAAUCCAUGGAAGGGCAUGGCGUCGCUGUGGAAGUGGUGCGCGUACUGCCCGAUAGUCCCCCGCCAAGCUUGAAUAAUAUUUUCUGUAACUGUGAUGAAAAUAAUCCAUCUGAUAUGCUGAUCACUUUCGAUUGCGAUGCACAGCCAGUGUUGCAGGUAAAAACUUUACGCCAGAAGGCCGGGAAAGCUGACGUCUCCCACUACAAAGUGACCGUUUCACGAUUCCGUGCUCGCAUGGCCACCGCCAUGAACUACAACAACCUCAAGGGCGAGAUGAAAGUGGAUGGUUAUCCAGAUAUACGCGUUGCCAUGAACAGCGUGGGCGCCAUAAAGCCGUUGGACCAGGAUGAACAACAACUACAAGGAGUAAUUAGCGAUAUUAUCAUCGGCGCUCUACGCGACACCGUGUAUCCAGUGGACUUCUCAAUUUAUGCGACCUGUCCACGCGCCGAAAUCGAUCCAUUAGAUAUGCCUGUAAUAUAUCCAGUGAAUUAUGACCCGUUAGCGCAAAACAUGGAGGGCUCGAAUUUAUCAGGUCUACAACCAAUGAUCUCCGGACGUCGCUUGCUUGUAAAAAUUGUAAAAGGUGAGGGUCUCCUCGAUGCUAAAGACCCUUAUGUGGUAAUGGAGAUGGACGAACCUGCCCAAAAGAAUCAAACAGGCGCACGCCAGGGUGCCACGCCUUAUUGGGAUGAACAUUUUCUAUUCGAACUGUCGCCACAGUCUGCUGAGAUCCUGUUCGAAGUCUACGAUCGUCCUGUCAAUGCUGCAGAUCCGGCAAAAUUCCUCGGCUUGGGUUUGGUGGGCAUUGAUGAGUUGGCCGUUGGGCCUGCAUCCACACAAGUGCUGACACUGCAGCCACGUCCCUAUGAGACGCAUCCGGUGAGCGGCACCAUCACUGUGGACUUUGUGUUCAUUGAUGGUGCGGAAAUACCUGCUGGACCCAAGCCGUAUAAGCUGAAAGAGGCGUUGAAGAUCAGCACGCCUAUGAUUAACGAACACAUGAAAAAUGGCGCCGACUUGGCAAAUGCAGCCGUACGCGCUUUGCAGGAUGGCGCACUCUCCACGACAGGGCAGCCCAGCAAGAGUACUUUGAUCAUACACAGCGUUCAGCGAAACCAAAACAAUUCAAAUGCAUUUAAGGUUGAAGUUAACAAAGAGGGCAGAAUAGAAGUUAAAGAAUCGCCGCAAGAUGAACGGGAUGCUGCUGUAACCCAAGGUUUAGAAAACCCAUUAAACGACAAUACAAGCGAAUCGCUGCCAACCGCGACUACCACCGCGGACAUAGAGCAAAUCCAGCAGGAUAUAUCGAUGACGACAGACAUAACUGCAAGUCCCUCAGACUCGUAUCCAGCAAAUGAUGGCUACUUAGAUGAGUCGGGGGUGGCAUCAGGUAACAGCAGUGCCAUGGUCACAUCCAGCGCGGAGUUUGGACAUCCGAAUGCUGCCUCCUCCCCACAAGGCCACAAUGGCUAUUCACCACUAAAUGGCAACUCGGCUGCAAAUGGCUCUCAAAGUUAUGGAUAUCAAAACAAUAGUUUGCCCCGUAAUGGCGGUGCCACCAGCACACCUUUAAGUAGUGCUGAUCUGGAUGAACGAGGCCGGAGUAAGAAACGAAAUUUCUUUGGAACAUUAAAAAAACGUUUAAGCCGAUCCAAGACACGCACCCAUUCGGCUGAUCGUGGCGCUUUGACGCCGUCCCAAAAUAAUAACGGUACUACCCCAACAGGAACACUUAACGGUGAUUCACGUUCAUUAUCUGUCGAUCGUGCUGUAAUGUCUAAAAGCAAUUCACUUGGCCCACGCGUUGGCUCCUCACGACUUGAUCACUCAAGGCAAUCUUCAAUUUCAGAAUCGUCCGCAAUCUCAGGUUUCUCAUCGGCCAGCAACAAAACGUACGUACACGAAGCGUCCACACUGGUGCUGGAGACGAUCGAGAAUGGCGUGAAGCGACAUUUUAUUGUUCCGCUAGCAAUCGCACAACGGCCCAGGUGGCGCCGCAAAGGCACAAAGCUACACAUUUACAACGAUCACACCUUCAUCGCCAAACACUUGAGCGGUGGCGGCCUGCAAUGCCAGGUUUGCAUGAAGUCUAUCCCGCGACGACCGGGCAAACAGGGCUACGAAUGCCGAGACUGCAAUUUGAUCUGUCACAAACAGUGCCACAUACGGGCGCCACAGGCGUGUCCCAAUCCCACAGUGCUUUCAAUGGAAUUAUCGAAACUUAACUCUGCCGCUGCUGAUCGCAGUAUAAGAAAAUUAUGAAUAUAUUGCUAACGGAAACGAACACAACCACAAAUGCAUAAUCCGCCAGAGCAGCCACCGCUACUGCCAGCAAAAAAGUAAUGCCGGAAAUAAAGGAUGCAAUCCUGAUUUAUUCGAACGAAAGUAAAAAAGUUCUGAGCAUAGCUUACUGUGGCUGAGCUUUUCGGUUUUCUGUUAUUUAUUUUAUGUGUUUUUUUUUAAUUAUUUAAGUGAUUUUUAAAUACUCGCAUACGAAUCAGCAACUCGAAAUUUAAGAAAUGCGAAGGAAAAACUUUUUUGACACAAAUUGUAAAAGAAAUUAUAAAGAGGCCGAAUACUGUACCGAAUAGUGCACUUUUAUUUUUAUAAAAAAAAAAACAAUUCCUAUUAAGUAUAUCCUUUGGAUAAAUUUGUUUAAUAUUUUCGAAAUAUUGUAUUAAUUCCCCGUGUUUACUUUAAAGUUUCCCCUUAUAUAAAGUUGUACAAGUUUUAUAUUUUAUUAACACGCUACUCAAUCUCAGUCUUCGCUACACAAAAAAACAAAAAAAAAGAUUAACUUUCCAGAAAAGGAUUUAAACACAAUCAGGAAAUAUAAAAAUCAGUGCAAUCUUUACUAUCAUUUUUGUUAAAUACAUAUAUAUGUAUGUAUGUCAAGUUUACCAAGUAUAAGUUUUGUAAUUCUGAAAAAAUAAAUAUGAAGCACAUAUGAGCUAAGAAAAAGUUAAACCACAACCGUACACAUUACACUGUAGUACACAAUCACAGUACGAAAACGCAAAUAAAUGUUCAAAAUCAGUAAUGAAACUAAGCGAAUCUUAGAACAAAUCAAUAAAAAUGGUGGAGUUUUAAGUAGAACUACAA
Molecule: messenger RNA, 4564 nt
Organism: Anastrepha ludens (Mexican fruit fly)
Lineage: Eukaryota; Metazoa; Arthropoda; Insecta; Diptera; Tephritidae
Exons: 17
Coding region: 887-3724 (945 amino acids)
Source: RefSeq, a predicted model, not a curated record